UUUUUGCUUUUUGUUGUUUUCGGAGACUAGAGGUUGAAGUGGAAGCUGAUCGGGUGUCUUCGGUGCUGCAGAUCAAUCUUCUAACGCCCGUUGACUCUCUGUGUCUGUAGAUAGAUUCAAAUGAGACCUCAUAUAGUAUUAUUUGGGGAUUCAAUAACAGAGCAAUCCUUCAGAUAUGGUGGAUGGGGUGCUUCUCUUACUGACACUUACUCUCGCAAGGCCGAUAUAGUGGUUCGAGGAUAUGGUGGAUACAACACUCGAUGGGCCUUGUUCUUGUUGCAUCACAUUUUCCCUCUGGGUUCUACCACCCCGCCUGUUGCUGCUACAAUCUUUUUUGGGGCAAAUGAUGCAGCACUUGCAGGGAGGACCAGCGAACGACAAUAUGUUCCACUUGAAGAAUACAAAGAGAAUUUGAGAAAAAUCGUUCGUCAUUUAAAGGAAUGCUCUCCCACCAUGCUAAUUGUGCUUAUAACUCCCCCACCAAUUGACGAAGAAGGGCGCAAAGAAUAUGCAACAUCUUUAUAUGGCGAAAAGGCAAUGAAACUUCCCGAAAGGACAAAUGAAGUUACGGGAACUUAUGCAAAUGGAUGUGUGGAGGUAGCCAAGGAACUCGGUGUUGCUUCGAUCAACUUAUGGUCCAAGAUGCAAGAAACACAGGGCUGGCAGAAAAAAUUUCUUAGUGAUGGCCUGCACCUAACACCAGAUGGAAAUGGAGUUGUUUUUGAAGAAGUUGUCAGAGCAUUCAAAGGAGCUUGGCUUUCCGCCACCGAAAUGCCUUCCGAUUUCCCUCACCACUCGGAGAUCGAUCCUCAGAGCCCUCAAACGGUUUUCCACCAAAGAUGCUUGUAAACCACAUCUCUACUCUGUAUGGGAUUUACCGAGUUUGUUUCGUUUUUAUGGUUUUAAUACCACAAUGAAUCGUUUUAUUUUACUCUUUAUGACAAGAUUCAUGAAAGAAAUACCUGUUUAAAGGUAUAUUAUCUUUUGGAAGGAAA
Cynara cardunculus var. scolymus (artichoke) is the source of this 995-nucleotide messenger RNA. RefSeq names its product GDSL esterase/lipase At5g62930. The record is from RefSeq and is a predicted model, not a curated record. Gene Ontology annotation, molecular function: hydrolase activity, acting on ester bonds. The transcript is spliced from 6 exons. NCBI's taxonomy places the organism in Eukaryota, Viridiplantae, Streptophyta, Magnoliopsida, Asterales, Asteraceae. Bases 121 to 849 code for a protein of 242 amino acids.